This is a messenger RNA of Mollisia scopiformis, 957 nucleotides long. RefSeq names its product putative NmrA-like family domain-containing protein 1. The transcript has 3 exons. Bases 1 to 957 code for a protein of 318 amino acids. Lineage: Eukaryota; Fungi; Ascomycota; Leotiomycetes; Helotiales; Mollisiaceae. The record is from RefSeq and is a predicted model, not a curated record.
AUGGCAGCAAAGAAAGUCGUCGUCGUUUUUGGUGCUACUGGAGGCCAGGGUGGGUCAGUCGUCAAAGCAAUUCUCGGGGAUUCCAAGAUGAAAGAAAGUUGGACUGUUCGAGGUGUUACACGUGACGUUUCGAAGCCUUCAGCCAAAGCUCUCGAGGAACAGGGCGCUGAGACGGUUGCUGCCGAUCUCAAUGAUGCUGCGACUUUGAAGGACGCCAUGAAAGGUGCUUAUGCUGUCUUUGCAGUCACAAACUAUUGGGAGUCUAAGAGCGCAGAUGUCGAGAUGAAGCAAGGAAAAGCAAUGGCAGAUGCUGCAAAGGAAGCUGGAAUUCAGCAUUACAUUUGGAGCAGCUUAUUAAACGUCACUGAGCUCUCCAAAGGUGCAUUGCCCAAGGUUAAGCACUUUGACUCUAAGGCAAAGAUCGAAGAUUAUGUUCGCUCAACUGGGCUCCCGGCUACUUUCUUCUUGCCUGGCUUCUACAUGUCUAACUUGCCAGGAGGCAUGUUCCGCCAAGCUCCUCCCAACAAUGAUUGGACACUCGCCCUCCCCAUUCCUGGAAGUACGCCAGUUCCUCUACUCAACACAGUCGGUGAUACGGGCAAGUUUGUCAAAGGCAUCUUGUUGAACCGCGAGAAGACACUUGGCAAGAGAAUCUAUGGGGCUACCGACUAUUACACUUUGGACGAAAUGGUCAAGGAGUUCAAAGAAGUCUUUCCUGAGGCUGGAAAGACAGCCAAGGCUGCUGAACUUCCUCAUCAAGUUUUCAAGGACAUCCUUGGGAAAACUGGCCUGCCAGAGGAAGCUGAAGAGGAGUUGUUGCAGAACAUGAGACUCAUGAACGAAUUCGGUUACUAUGGUGGUGCCAAAUUGGAUGAAAGCCACUCGAUUUUGGUAGACAAAUUGACCACAUGGGAGGAGUUCAUGAAAUCCGCACCUGCUUUCAAGGACUUGAAGUAG